Molecule: messenger RNA, 897 nt
Organism: Elgaria multicarinata webbii
Lineage: Eukaryota; Metazoa; Chordata; Lepidosauria; Squamata; Anguidae
Gene: HOXD12
Product: homeobox D12
Exons: 2
Coding region: 1-897 (298 amino acids)
Biological process (GO): regulation of DNA-templated transcription
Molecular function (GO): sequence-specific double-stranded DNA binding; DNA-binding transcription factor activity, RNA polymerase II-specific
Source: RefSeq, a predicted model, not a curated record
AUGGGCGAGCGGAGUCUCUGCCGGCCCGGUUACGUGGGGUCCCUCUUGAACUUGCCCUCGGCGGCGGCGGCGGCGGCGGCAGCAGCGGCGGACUCCUUCUAUUUCCCCACCCUGCGGGCGAAUGGGGCCCCUCAGCUGGCGGCCUCUUUGCCCGGCCUCGCCUACCCGAGGAACUCCCUGGCCUGGCCUUGCGCCACGUCGUGCCCGGCUCAGCCGCCGGCCGGCCCGGCAUUCAGCAGCCCCUCGCAGCCUCCGCCUUACCUCACGGCGGCGGCAGCGGCGGCGGCGGCCUCCCUCCCCAGCAGCAAAGGGCCCUUCGACGGCCACCCCAAGUACUACGCCCACGAAGCCGCUCCCAAGCCCGACCAGAGGGGGCUGCGGCGGCAGCAACAGCAGCCCGGCAGCCGGGAAGCCGCCUUGGCCAACGAGCCCGGCCGGAUGACGCCGCCGUCGAUGCUGCUGCUGCCUCAAGCCAAAGCGCUCAAGUACGAGCCCCGGAGGCGUUUGCCAGGCGCGCCCUCGGCGCCUCUCCUGGACGCGGAUCCGGGCUGUGCCCCGAGCUUUAAGGAGGACCUGAAGCUCGCCGUCAACUUGAACCUGACACUGCCGCCGCCGGCAGCAGCAGCCCAGCUCAGCCUCAGAGCUUCCCUGCAGGACGGUUUGCCUUGGUGCCCUACGCAAGGGAGGUCGAGAAAGAAGCGGAAACCUUACACAAAACAACAGAUCACCGAACUGGAGAGCGAAUUCCUCCUCAACGAGUUUAUUAAUCGACAGAAGAGGAAAGAGCUGUCCAACAGACUGAAUCUCAGCGACCAGCAAGUGAAGAUUUGGUUCCAGAACCGACGGAUGAAAAAGAAACGGGCGCUCUUGCGCGAGCAGGCGCUCUCCCUCUACUAA